Molecule: messenger RNA, 3666 nt
Organism: Oldenlandia corymbosa var. corymbosa
Lineage: Eukaryota; Viridiplantae; Streptophyta; Magnoliopsida; Gentianales; Rubiaceae
Source: the annotation of a GenBank genome assembly
AAUUUAUCGGAUUUAGGUUAAUAGUUGGAUGGUGGCGGUGACUUUUUAUUAUUUGUUGUAGCCGCAGUUCCAAACGGCGUCGUUCAUCAUGCAUGCCUUUUUUCCACUAUUUUUUUCCUUCUAUUUUUCAAUAGAAUAUUACUACUAUCAUUUCUGCACCGUAAUUCUUAAGAUCAUCCGCUCCACUCACAUUUCUGUCCAGCCGCCAUAGUUCUUCCUCGAAGCCCCGGUCCAGCAGCUCUUCACUUCGAAUUUUAUCGUCUUCAGGUUAAUUUCCGUUCCAUUAGUUUUUUAUUUAAGAAUUUGUUCUUUCUUAAGUCCCUGUUGUGGGUUUUCUUUUUCACGGAAGUUCGUCCUAUGAUCACUUAAAUUUCUAUCCAUUCUCAAAAGCUGACUUCGAUUCUUCAGGAGACCCAGUUGGGUUGUGUUGAAAAUAAUGGUUAACGUGGUUGAGGCCAACAAAUUUUAAUUGCUAUUUGCUUCUGGAAAAUGUAUUAUUGCCGGCGCUGCAUCCAAUGGGCUUUUGUUACUCGUAUCUUUCUCACUGAUUUUUUUCAUCAGCCCAAAAAAAAAAAUUUUGAAGUUGUUUUAACAUUUUUUUAUUGGCAUCUGAGUACUUGUUGUCCUGGAAUUAACUUGAUGGAGUUGUUUGUCCACCUCUCUGUAAGUUCCUUUCAUGGCCUUAAAUUUGUAUGGCUUUGGUUUGUAAUUUUGCUAUGCAGAUUAUGACAAAGUAAGUCGCUUUUCUUCGUAUCCCGCCGUUGUAAUCUGUCAUUCUUUCUAGUUUGUGUUAGAUUAUUGGUUUUGUAAUGUUGAUUGUGAUGAAAAUGGUUUAGCUUUAGUAAUCAAUUUACACUUGGUAGCUAAAUUUUCUUUCAGCAGUAUUACCAAUGUAAAGUUGGGAAUUCAAUUUCACAGUUGCAGAUGGCUCGGUGGGAUAAGAUUCUGUCCCUUCCUGUCCAGAAUCCUCCAGCUUUGGAAUUUUCUUCCAAAGAUCUAGUGUGGUCCACUGUGGAAGGUUGGCGUGACAAUAUAGAUAGAAUUUCUCUCAUUCCGUUUGCCAGAGUGGACGACUUUGUUAGGGGUGAAUCUGCCAAUGAGGAUUGUCCAACUAGAUUUCAUGUCGAAGCCAGGAGAAAGCGUCCUUCUGAUACGACUUGCAAGCCGAAAGUUGAUGGAAUUCUUGAAUAUAUUUUGUAUUGGUGCUCCUUUGGUCCUGAUGACCAUAGAAAAGGAGGUAUUGUUCGUCCGAGUAGGACAUCAUAUGCUCCAAAGAAGAAGUCUGCUGGUAGACCAAACACAAAGAGAGGCUGCACGUGCCACUUCAUUGUCAAGCGCUUAAUUGCAGAACCUUCUGUUGCGCUAAUUAUUUACAACAAAGUUGAGCAUAUAGACAAGAAUGGACUACCAUGUCAUGGUCCACAAGAUAAGAAGGCUGCUGGAACCAGAGCGAUGUAUGCUCCUUACAUCUCUGAGGAUCUUCGGCUUCAUGUCUUAUCCCUUUUAUAUGUUGGUGUUUCUGUAGAAACCAUUAUGCAAAGACACAAGGAGUCAGUGGAGAGACAGGGAGGUCCAUCAAACCGUGAUGACUUAUUAAACCACAGACAUGUUCGCAGACAAGAAAGGAUCAUCAGACGAUUUUCAUACGAAUUGGACAGCGACGAUGCAAUUAGCGUUAGCAAGUGGGUUGAAAGUCAUCAGAGUUGGGUUUUCUUUUAUGAGGAUUACUCUGAUUCGGAGCCUUUCGCUUUGGGUAUUCAAACCGAGUGGCAGCUACAACAAAUGAUUAGAUUCGGUAACCGAAGCCUCUUGGCUUCUGAUUCAAGGUUCGGGACAAAUAAAUUGAAGUAUCCUGUUCACAGUCUGGUUGUGUUCAACUCUGAGAACAAGGCUAUUCCAGUAGCAUGGAUGAUAACACCUAAGUUUGCAAGUGGAGAUGCCUAUAGAUGGAUGAGGGCCCUUUACAACAGAGUUCGCACAAAAGAUCCUUUAUGGAAGGUAGCUGGUUUUAUUGUGGAUGAUCCUUUGACCGACACUCUUUCUAUCAAGGAGGUUUUUCAGUGCCCUAUUUUGAUAUGCUUUUGGCGAGUUCGCCAUGCAUGGCACAAGAACUUGAUGAAUAGAUGCUCGGAUAUGGAUUACUGUGCUGAAAUAUCAAAAAAGCUCGGUGAGUCCGUCUCCAAUAUCUGCAAAGGACACGGAAAUGCACAUGUGUUUGAGGCUGCGUUGGAAGAUUUCAUUGAUGCUUCAGAUUUUGUUGACUACUUUAAAGCAGUUUGGUCUCCUAGACUAGGUUUGUGGGUUGAUGCACUGAAAAGUUAUCCCAUGGCAAGCCAUGAAGCAUCUGCAGCAAUGGAAUCCUAUCACCACCUCUUGAGGUUAAGGUUGGUUAAUGAGAAAGACAACAGCGUGUAUGAGCGUGCUGACUGGUUGGUGCAUAAGCUGGGUACAAAAGUGCAUUCUUAUUUCUGGCUGGAUGAAUAUUCGGGAAAGGGAGAUUUUGCACGAUACUGGAAGGAUGAGUGGUUCAGUGGUCUAACAGCUUGGCGAAAAUCAAUGAAAAUUCCAGAUGAUGACAUAACCAUGGAGGAUAAAAUUGCAAGAGUGGUGGACCAGGAAGAUCGAAGUGCUAUCCAUAUUGUACGUAAUCCUGGUUCAGAAUAUGCACUAUGCGAUUGUGAUAGGGCAAAUGCAGGCAACUUAUGUGACCAUGUUUUCAAGACCAUCAGAUUUUACCGUGAUAAGAAACAUGUCGAACGAUCUCUUAGCAUGCUCCAGUAUCACCAGGCUUUGAUGAAGAUACUACACUGCCCACAGCACGACUCUUUGGCACGUGAUUACGCUUCUUCCUUAGCAGUCUGGGUACAAAUGCAGUUGGAUUCCCAAAUUGGUCAACCUAGCAGUUCACACGCAUCGGAUUCUGCAAUGGAACAAGUGUCUGAUCAGCCUACAGCAAAUCAAGAUAGCGUUCUGUUGAAUGAGAACCCAAGUAGAAAUGACAAUGGGAGUGAUGAACCAAGUACUGCACUGGUUAAUGAGGUCAUGAGCGAAAAUGAUAUGCUUGAUUAUGAGAAUGGGACGGAAGUUUCUCGUGCUGAAAUGGAAAUUGAUGCAUAAUCAUCUUUUCCGCCUCGGGUAUUCUUUGGUUUAGAGUGGAAAUCACGAAUAUCUCUCAACUGCCAAGAUGCCUUCUUGACGUUUUAAGAUUUCCUGAUUGGACUGGAAGUGGGGAUGAUCCCGGGUACAAGUUACACCAACGAUGAAACCGCAAAUGGAAUCAUCAGAAGAAAUUUCUGACGCAGUCCUUUGCCCGACCAGCCAAAGGGACGCUGCAGAAUCAGAGAAUCAACUGCGUUCAAGUUUUUGGAGAAGGUUUCUUAUCAUGUUUGUGGCUUAUCGGGAGUUGCAAUGAAAAUCCAAACUUGGCUAAGUGAAUAGCCGUUGGAGACUGCAAACAACACAGGAAGUUAUUGCUGGAUCUUGCGGGUGCAGAAAUGAUUUAGAGAGCAAAUGAUUGGUAGGUUAGCUCGAUAUGUCCACUCUUUCAACUUCUUUGUAGCAUAUGCAAAUUGCAAACAUGCAAAGAAUGACACAUGCCCGAGUUGUACAGUAGGAUCUAAAAUUUUAUACUAUUAACUAACUCUUUGUCCCAAUCGCACCUUCUGG